AUGAAGGUCCGCCUCAAAGUCACGGGUGAGGACUUUGAGGUUGUUCGCGUCGAGGAGAAGUGUAGCAGACACCUAAGUCUUGAGCAGCACAUCCACGCGUUCGACGUUGCUGCUCCGGCCACGGUCGGGAUCAUGCAUUAUGGCGCGACGACAAGCAGUUUCUCACCGACAAUGCCCGAGUCGAUUCUUGUCCGUGACGUCCUUGAGCCAUUGAGCAAGAAGACAACCAAGGUGUAUAUCCGACUUCUUCUCUUUGGCACUCAAGUGGAAGGAUGGGUCUUGGAAACAUCUAUACUGAUUACAGCCGGAAAGCGAGCGGUCAAGUGGGCGCAAGAUGCCAUGCUUGACCUCCGCAGCAUGGAGUAA
Colletotrichum higginsianum IMI 349063 is the source of this 366-nucleotide messenger RNA. RefSeq names its product Adenylosuccinate lyase. Bases 1 to 366 code for a protein of 121 amino acids. The transcript has 3 exons. The record is from RefSeq and is a predicted model, not a curated record. NCBI's taxonomy places the organism in Eukaryota, Fungi, Ascomycota, Sordariomycetes, Glomerellales, Glomerellaceae.